AUGGAAAAACUAUUCAGAAAUCAGGAGUUGAACGUUAGCAUAAGAACUAUCAGAAAAGGUGAUGAGAUACUAUUUCACGCAAAAGAUGUGGCAGAGUCUCUGGGGUACACGAACACGAAAAAAGCUAUUAGAGAUAAUGUGUGGAAUAUGAACAAGACAAUGGUGAGAGAAAUUCAAAGGGUACCCAGCCAGUUCCCCUUGGAAAAGUACCACCCGCAGACAAUACUACUAUAUGAACCAGGAUUGUACCAGCUACUAUUUAAUUCAAGACUUCCAACAGCAGAGGCCUUUCAGGACUGGGUGCUUAGUGAGGUUCUCCCAUCUAUCCGUAAAACAGGAUCUUAUAACUUACCAGAUAGAAGGUCACUUAGAUAUAACCAAAUAAUCCUUAUAAACGAAACGGACCUUCAUCACAUAGUUGUGAGUUACAUUAGAGAUAACUACCCAGAGGCCAUAAUAUUACCUGGUCUAGGUGAGUAUCAGGACACUAUGUCAAAGAGAUGUGAUGCCUGGAAGAAGGGAUACAAAGGUGGUCAACCAGAUCUUAUCAUAGAGAAUCCUAUGGGGAAGUACAAAGGAUUUGCUAUUGAAUUUAAGUCUCCUAAGGGCACCGGAGUUAUAAGUGAGAAUCAGGAUAUAUGGUUUAGGAAAUUGAGGGGAAUAGGGUACAUGACAAUGGUAUCAGAUGAUCUGGUAAAGACUUGCAUUAGAAUCAACGAGUAUUUUGGCAUAGCCGAUACUGACGUAGUCGGUACUUCCUCACUUAGGAAAACCAUAAGGAAAGUUGCAGUGAAAAAAGUAGUUUGUGACGUGAAGACGUACAGACCAAGGUUCAAUUCAGGUAAGUUUUGA
Paramuricea clavata is the source of this 852-nucleotide messenger RNA. Lineage: Eukaryota; Metazoa; Cnidaria; Anthozoa; Malacalcyonacea; Plexauridae. The record is from the annotation of a GenBank genome assembly.